Eruca vesicaria subsp. sativa (arugula) is the source of this 1296-nucleotide messenger RNA. NCBI's taxonomy places the organism in Eukaryota, Viridiplantae, Streptophyta, Magnoliopsida, Brassicales, Brassicaceae. The record is from the annotation of a GenBank genome assembly.
AUGCCAUCGUUGAGAAAAAGAAAGAGAUCAAAAAGAGCUUUGUACUGGAUUGAAAGAAGAAGAAGAAAACGCAAAGUUGAAAAACCAAAUAUCAUCGAUGAUUUACCUGAGAGCUUGCUGCUGCAAGAGAUUUUUUCCAAGCUAUGUAACCCUAGAGAUCUCGUGUCUUGUAAAAACGUUAGCAAGCGAUGGAACUCUCUCAUAUCUUCUUCUUCUUCUUCUCAUCACAACCCAAGCUUGGCUUUGGUACUCAACACCCAACCUCAUCAAUAUGCUACAAACGACAUAUGCUUGGAGGUUUGGAAAGGGUUCGACCUAAGCAACUACGUUGAUCCCGAGUUUGAUCCUCCGAUUUGUGUUCUAGCCUCUUGCAAAGAUGUAUUGUUGUGCAUGAAAUCUGAAGAACUGUAUAUUGUGAAUCCUGUGACUAUGCAGUGGACUCGUCUUCCUGAUCCCUGCGGUUCGACUUGGGGAUUACCAAUUGGAUUAAUAGGCAAUGGGACGAAAGGGCUUUACCAUGUUGUCAAUUUGUUUAUGUCUACACAUUCCUACUUUAGAUUAUUCUUGUUUAACUCUAUGCUCGGUACAUGGAAGAGCGUUGGGGUUCAACACCAGCCUUGGUCACAAUCCGGAUGGUGUCCAACUCAAUACCAAGCCUUGGCCUUUAAAGGAGCUUUACAUUGGUUAGCAGAGGAUGGGCCUGUCGUGGCUUACAACCCUAAUGAUCAAAACACAUGCCUACUCAUCCAUCGCUCCCACGACAUGUCUCAUGCUUCUUAUGGUGCCGACGCAAUUGUCUCAGAGACCUUAACUGUCUCCAUAGGCUAUCUACGCAUCCUUCAGCUCGUUGCAUCUGUUGAUCAUCAACAUCUCUAUAUCUGGACACUUGUGGACUACAAACGAUCCAUAUGGAGACAAGAGCAUGAGGCUAUCUCUUUCACUGACUUCCCUUGGCUGCAAGACUGCACAUACUCUGGCCAAAACUAUAAGUUUAUGUCAUGUUUCGUCUCUCAUACAGAAACCAGAAAGCGGAUUCUUUAUCCAAAACCUUUGUGUUGUCACCCAUACAGUCCUCUCCUCGUCUACUUUUGUUUGCCCGAAAGAAUUGUCUCUCUUGACAUUGCAACUAGGCAAAUGAAGUUAAUUACCACACUGAGCAAAAGUAGCACACAAGGCGUUCACUGGAACGAAUAUGAUAAGGUGAUACCAAUGACAAUGCACUUAGACCCCUCUCUAAUCCCAGAUCAUGGCAACGUACUGCAGAAACGUCGUAAACACAGAUUCUUUAGAGUUUAG